Molecule: messenger RNA, 2505 nt
Organism: Brassica rapa (field mustard)
Lineage: Eukaryota; Viridiplantae; Streptophyta; Magnoliopsida; Brassicales; Brassicaceae
Biological process (GO): carbohydrate metabolic process
Molecular function (GO): hydrolase activity, hydrolyzing O-glycosyl compounds
Source: RefSeq, a predicted model, not a curated record
AUGGACUAAUGAUUUUAGCUGGUAAGUGGCGAUUCCAGGAGAAACUGGCGGUGGAGUUUGUGGGAUUGGAAGCUGCGCCUAUACGCGCCGUUUUAGCCAAUAAUGGAUGGAGAGCCGUAUAUAGAUGGGCUUUGUUAUGGGAAAUGUAGCCCAACUAGUGAUGGCCCAUUACUAAUGGGUACUAUACAAUAAUAAGUCACCUCUGGAUAGCAUAAUGAGAAGAACAUAACAGAGGAGAUGAAAGAAAACAUAGACAAGGCAGAAAAAAAUGUUAAUAGAAACAUCCAAAGAAUUGAUAACAUCGGUAAUGGAGGUACAGAGCACUUGAUGCUUAUUCAAAGCUUUUGCUCACCAGUGAAAAAUAUGAGUAUUUUUUAUGAAGAAAUGUAAAUAUGACAUUUGUAAUAAGUGUGACUCAACAAGUAUCAUGUAUACAUCCAUAUGUUCAUCGUUUGGAAACGAGUUGGGUUUUAAUUAGUCUAGUUGAAGAAAGGUGGGAAACGAAUUUGUCAACCACUCAACUCGAGAUCCACAUCUCACGUGCAUGAAUUAUAUAAAUAAGCUUAGAGUUGAUAGAAAAGCCAAAUGAAAUUAUUAUACUGUUAGGUUAAAGAGAUGGGAUUAUAUCCUUAAAUAACACAGUAAACAGAAAAGGAAAAGAAGUGCAUUAGAGAUAAUUAAAUAGCACUUGUUAAUCACUCCCACCACAUGUACAGUAUAUUUAAAUACGAAGGGGAACAAAAAUCGCGGAAAAAGAAGAGUUGAAUCGGAGGAGAAGGUGAGUUGAAUCGUCACCGUCGUCUACGUCUUCGUUCGCACGUCGGAAUCAUCAAAGAAGCUUGAUAGAUCCAUCUCAACUAAGACUUCACUCUUACCCAACCUUUUUUGUAUCUCUCUCAAUAAUCUAGCUUUAGAUUCCUUCUGAGAGAAUUAUUCAGAUCCUUUGUUCUACUUUCGGAGAUAGAUGCCGGGAAAUUCGGCUUCUCUCGGUCUCCUCCGGGGGUUCUCAGGAGGAGGUUGCAGACAUUCACUGCUUACUAUAGUAUGGACCGUUGUGGGAUUCUUACUCGUCACUCAUCUCAUCUCGCUCUACACCAGAAAAGAUAAUAACAUCGAUGCUCAACAACAACACCAACCUCCUUCUCAUCACUUACAACAACUACCUCCUCCUGCUCUCCAUGACCUUGUUAGAGUCGAAGAAGAGAUCUUGAGAUUACCUCCACCUAGAAAGCGUUCUCCUCGCACAGGUAAACGGAGAUCGAGAAAACCCAUCCCCUUGGCUGAAGAGUUUCUUGACGACAAGUCACCCAUCAGACAUCUCUUCUUUCCCGACAUCAAAACCUCCUCCUUUGGUCCGACCAAGGACAUGGGUAACGAUGCGUUUCAUUACUCCCCCGGGAAGAUUUGGUUGGACACAGAAGGAAACCCAAUUCAAGCUCACGGCGGAGGGAUUCUACACGAUGAUAAAUCUAACACGUACUAUUGGUACGGUGAAUAUAAAGAUGGACCAACCUACCAUGCUCACAAGAAAGGACCAGCUAGAGUUGAUAUUAUAGGGGUAGGUUGUUACUCUUCAAAAGACUUAUGGACAUGGAAAAACGAAGGCAUUGUACUCGGAGCUGAAGACACAAACAAGACUCACGAUCUGCAUAAAUCUAAUGUUCUUGAGCGACCCAAAGUGAUCUACAAUGACAAGACAGGGAAGUAUGUGAUGUGGAUGCAUAUCGACGACGCUAACUACACUAAAGCUUCAGUUGGUGUAGCCAUCAGCGAUAACCCAACAGGCCCGUUUGAGUAUCUAUACAGUAAACGUCCGCACGGGUUCGAUAGCCGAGACAUGACUGUCUUCAAAGACGACGACGGUGUUGCUUACCUUUUUUAUUCUUCCGAAGUCAACAGUGUGCUUCAUAUCGGACCCUUGACAGAAGACUACCUAGACGUGACGCCGGUUAUGAAGAAAGUGAUGGUUGGACAACACAGGGAAGCUCCGGCUAUCUUCAAGCAUGAGAGUACUUAUUACAUGAUCACUUCUUGGUGCACUGGCUGGGCGCCUAAUGAGGCCCUGGCUCAUGCGGCUGAGUCGAUAAUGGGUCCAUGGGAGAAGUUGGGGAACCCCUGUGUCGGUGGUAAUAAAGUUUUCCGGUUAACAACGUUCUUUGCGCAGAGCACGUAUGUGAUUCCUUUGCCUGGUGUUCCCGGUGCGUUUGUCUUCAUGGCGGAUAGGUGGAAUCCUGCUGAUCUGCGGGAUUCGAGAUACGUGUGGUUACCGUUAGUGGUAGGAGGACCGGCUGAUCAGCCUCUGGAGUCCAGUUUUGGGUUCCCGAUGUGGUCGAGAGUGUCGAUAUACUGGCACAGUAAAUGGCAUUUACCUUAGAACAUACAAACAAACAGCUAAACAUUUGUUCUUAUCGAUCUCUCUGUUGUUGAUUUAUUUUGUAGAUUAGGUCAUUUUCAUACAAACCAUUGUGAGGGUUAUAUAAUAAUUUCUAAGAAAUGUUUUACUCA